AAACAUGAAGUGCAUUUUCCUAAAUACCGAGGAAGUGAGCUGUCACCACAGCUGCAGGGCUUGUCUAGAGAGCAUGAAUAGCUCCAGAAUCAGUUCCUGCUUAUGUGUUUAAUGAUCAAAUUGGACAUCAGGAGUCAUCGCAGGGUGAGACAAAGAGGACUCGGAAACAGCGAAGGGUGUGAAGAAGUAGCCAUGCUGGAGAUGGGUGUUUAUUUUCUGUGAAUAUACCGACACCCGGCUGUCGUGAAGAGGAAAACGGAGCUCCCCUCUGUCCACAGGAGCCGCAGGUACUGAAACAUUCAUGUCGAGCAGAGAGCAGACAGCACAAGAUGUAACCCUCUGCCAUUUACUUUUGAUUUAUGCGACAGGAGCAGACAAACACGAAGCUCUCUCUACACCUGCUAACAACAUCUCUGCUCUUUCUUUUUGUAUCCUCCUUUUUGCUUUACCUCGACAGCAGCAGAUUUUUGCCUUUUGAAGCACUUAUAAGUAUUUAAUUGCAGGGUGUUUACACAUUUAUGUUGUUUAAUAACAUUUUUUCUCUUUAAUACAGACUCAUCCCACCGCCCAGCCCUGCUGCUGAUGGCAGAGGUAUGUACUGUGGUUUACAACAGUGUGUGAAUUGAAGUAGUUAACUCAAAGUGUCGUCAGUAGAAAGGCUGAAGAUAUUGUUUUUUAAUUUUAUGUUAGCGUUUUUAAAGACUACUCCCUGAAAAAAGGAGGUAUAACUCAAAUGAAUCAAUACAAUCAGAUUAAUAAAUUGGAUGUAAAUGUCAUUUUAAGGUUCAGGGGCGGUGCGCGGGGCUGUCGCGUGCCCCUACCCAUCUCUUAUUGCUGCAUUAUUGUAAACAUUGUGAUGGUUCAUAUUGAGGUGUACUGUAUCUGUCUAUGAUUAUAUCUACUGUAUAAAUGAGUGUUGAAUAUGUUAUAGGCUGAUUGACAUAACUGCACUAUCAUCAUUUUUUAUUACUAUUAUUAUUUGUACAGUUAUCGUAGCCCUUUAAUGUCUGACGCCACAAAUUAUGGCCAGAAAAUUCAAUUUUUUUGGAGCUGAAAUGUUUAUUUCACUUACUACUGAAAACCAAAAAAUCAAAAUGUCCUUAAAAUUUAACAAAUAUAUUUAUUUAUCCUGUUUGAUACAUUAGAUGUUUUUGGAAACUGAUAAACUACAAGAGGGAAUUUUUAUCAUUUAUCGGACUGUAUUCAGGUGUUUUUUUUAGUAUUUUGUUUCACUCUAUGCUAGCACCACACUGUCAAGACAUGUUAUCAUUCUUAUCAGUGAUGGUAUGGAUCGAUACAAUGCCUGGCAUAGUCACUGAUAGGGCAUGUUAGGUUGUAGCAUAAGACCCGUAAUAGUAUUGGAACAAAUAUAAUAAUAACAACCACCUACAUUAGAACAAGAUACAUUUUUAUUUGUCUUUAUUAAUCGUUUAUGAAGUCUAACGUACUUAUUUCACUCACAGUUUUUUUUAAAAGUGUUCUUUCCUCUCUUGUUCUUCCGGUGCUUCUGUUGCAGAUGAGCUGGGCUGCAGGUACUCAGUGUGUGGCCAAAGGUGACCACAGGAAACCAAAACCUGACGAGCUAGCGUACCACAAAGGAGACAUCCUCACUAUUAUUGAGACCAGCACGGUACUGUGAUGUUGAUAAUGAUAACUUUGUUUCAUUUUGAUCAAAUAAGUGAAGUGCUAAACAAAUACGGUAACAUUUAAUACAAUGAAAAAAUGAAUAAAAUAGGAUCCAAAACAAAUCAAAUCCAAUAAUUCAGUAAAUGAGUUAAAAGAGACAAACACAACACAGCUAAUGGUCAAGAAAAGGCCAGGCUUUUUAGGAACCACGAUCAGGGCCCUGCUAGAAGACCUCAGGCUGCAGUCAGGGAUAUGGGGAGUUAGUAGCUUGCAGACAUACUGUUGGCAGGAAGGUUCAAGUCUUUAAAAACAAGCAGUAAAAUCUUUUCUCACAGGUAGACAGCGGCCGGAAAGACUGGUGUUAUAUGACUGCGUCUUUUGCUAUGUGUUAAAAGCCUGUUAGCAGUAUUUCAAUGCAUGAAUUACUCAGUCACUUGGGUGUCAAAGGACAGAUUGCAGUCAAAAAUCACUCUUUAUAAACAUUAUUACUUAGGACACUCAGGCUAGAGGACAGAUCAUAAAUAUAUCUGGAACUUGGGUUAGAGGAAAUAAUGAUAACAAAUUGAGAUUUGGAGUCUUUCAGCAGCAGAAAAAAUGUCGAUGUUGGAUCGUUGUCAUGUGUAUAGGGAGCUUUAGGCCAUGUUUAAUUAAAGUGUUUACUGUAUUUUUCCACUAUAAGUUACUCAUCUCCUAAUCCUCUCUUCCAGAAGAAGGGAUGCUACAAGGCCAAACACAACUCUACGGGAGAGGAGGGACUCAUCAACUCCACCAAUGUUCGUGAAAGAGAGGCUCUGCGUGUGGACCCCAGCCUCAGCCUCAUGCCGUAUGUCUAUUCAGAGUUUUUGACUUUUUCAUUGACUUCUACUUUUGGCGGAGUGUCUUUUUCCCUCUCAUAUCAGUGGGGUGCACUCUUUCCGCAUGCACAAGUGUCGCUAUGACUUGCCAGUUUCUAUUUUUUGCUGUUUUUUGGUUCAAUCUUUUGGUCACAAAACACAUCUUGUGAUCACACUGUGGGCUGCAGCGUGAUCUACAAACAAACACAGGAUGAAUCAACUUCCCUUUCUGGGGUACUUGUUUCUACCUUCUAAAUUUAGCAUUUGUGUGAAACAUGGUGCUUUUUGCAGUGUGUAUUUUUAUAUUUAUAUAUACGAGUUUUCAUCAGAUUAAUUUGUGUGCAUGCUCACUGUGGUUGACCCUGUGCUGUAUUGAAACAGAUGGUUCCACGGGAAGAUCUCCGGUCCAGAUGCAGUGUGUAAACUGCAGCCGGCAGAAGACGGUCUGUUCUUGGUUCGAGAGUCCAUCCGCCAUCCUGGGGACUAUGUCCUGUGUGUCAGCAUCUCUGGAAAGGUUAUCCACUACCGGGUGAUUUACCAAGACAACAAGCUGACCAUUGACAACACCCAGUAUUUCUACAACCUCAUAGACAUGAUAGAGGUGAGAGGAUUUGAGUUUGAGUCCAUUUUGCAGGAACAUGUUAGUACAAAUGUAUAAUUCAUCGGUCACAGUUUAGUCAUAGUAAGGACUUCUGCAAAAUCCAGCCCACGAACAAAAGAGCGUUUCAUUUCAGAAACCUCUCCCAGGCAAAAGACAACUCCCUCCUGCCUCAUGACAUGAUUUCCCUUUACUGUCUGGUGGCCACCAUGAUAUGAAUGUGAAUCAUUGUUGCUCACCAUCGAUAAUCAAACAGUCUUCAGCUGAAUUUUCAGUAAGAGAUCUUAACAGUCAUUGUCAAGGAGUGUGGGGGGUUUGCAGUCUAUUUGCACUCCAAAGCAGAAACAAGAAAACUCAUGUAGCACAGCCCUUUGUACUCUAUCUGUUUUUAGCCUCUCUGUAUAUGUGUGUGUGUUUGUGUUCAUGUUUGUAUUGCUGUGUGUGAGUGGUGGACUGAAAGCUUUGCUGCUGUAAGCCUUGGGGACAUAACACAGAGAGAUGGUCAGCUCUUGUUCAGCAGCAUGUUAUCAGCCAGCCUCAGACCUGAGUGAACAGAGUGGACUAACUCCAGCAAGGAAACAGAGGCAGCUCCUGAUAAGUGCUCGUUUAGAAAUGCUCUGUCACACUCGGCUGAACAGCUGGCUUUGUAAAACACAAACUUUGAUGUGUCUUUGUUGUGCAGCUGAUAAUUUAUUGAUUUGGCAGAUUUUUAAAGUUUCACUGUCUUUGCAGAACACCUGUCUCACACUUUGUGCCGUCUUUGGUUCUCUCUUCUUAUGAAUUCAGAUGACUAAGUAUGGGUUUAUCUUGUGCUCAAAAACCACGGUGUGCAAAAAGCUUCCUGUGCACUGUGAAGGUAUCAAGUGUGGGUUCCUAAAAACCCAUCAUCAUUUCAACGGUUUCAGAUAUUAAUAACGCUGACUAUUUACUCAAUAACCAUAACGACAUAAAAACAAAUGACUAUUAUGAGGAAGUAGCAGACAUCAGUAGAGGUAUUACAGAUAUGUUUAGACAUCUACCUGAUUGAUGUGUUAAUGUGGUGUGUUUUUUUUUUGCCUUUGCAGUUCUAUUCAAAGAAUAAAGGCUCCAUUGCUACAACUCUUUUGAAGCCCAAGCAGAAACACGGAGCCAAGUCAGCUGAGGUGGAGCUCUCCAAAAGUGAGUCGAUGUCAAUGUUUAGGAACUGCAUUUUAGUGAUAUAUUUAAAUUAUCUUUCCAUCAGAUGUAACACUUAAUUUGGUAAUCUGAACAUGUAAUGAUGUGAGGUUUAAAAUUCUGAUCUUGUUCUCCAGCUGGAUGGCUGCUCGACAUUUCGAAGCUCACACUGGGAGAGAACAUUGGCGAGGGGGAGUUUGGAGGUAAGCUUGUAUUUUUUUCAGUUUUUCAACAUUUAUUUAGUCAAAAAUGUACUUUUAAAAAUUGUGUCAUGAACAUAUCAUUGUACCCACUCAAGAGAAAAAAAAGCAGCAUAGGUCUGACUCAGGUCCAACAGCCAGGCUCCUCCAGAGACUUUUCCUCAGACCAUUGACUUGAAUUAUUUACAUCAGAACAUGGACUGUCCUCGCCUUUGUUAUAAUAAAAAUGCUUUUAGCUUUUUUAAGGGUCUAGAAAAUAGUAACAAAAAAAGAAAGGUAGAUAGUUAAGCUUGGUGUUCUAGUCAAUAAAAUGAUACAAUCACAUUAUAUUCUUAACCAGUAAGCCAGAUUAAAUUCAUCAAUAUGAUUACAGAUACUACGUUCACCUGAUCCAAUCAGAAAAAAAUAUCAUAAGAGAGAAAAUAAUUGCCACACUAUGACAAAUUUAUUAUCAUUUGUACUCUUGUUUAUCAUUUCUAUCCCAUCAUAGGAUUUGAUGUGUUAAUCUCAUUUAGCGAAGAGGCAUGGCAGCCUUUUCACCUGCUGACAGAAAUGUUCUUAUAUACCAGAUCCUCAUAAUUUAUACACCAACCAUCAGAUGAGCUAUAUAACAGUAAUGCCCCAUCACUGAUAGGACAGUACUCUAAUGUGUGACUCUUAUUCCCCAGCUGUUUAUGAGGGAGAGUAUAUGGGCCAGAGGGUGGCAGUAAAGACCAUUAAGUGUGAUGUCACGGCUCAGGCCUUCCUGCAGGAGACCACAGUCAUGACGUGAGUCCAAGAGUCCCUCUGUUUGAAUUGUAUAAACAUUAAACACUUAAAAAACGCAUUUCAUGGGUUUUAUGAUGGAAAAAAAUAUGCAAGUUGUUUUGUUUUACAGUAUUUUUGUGUAACUUGAUAAGAUUUGUGUUUCAAAUACAUUUUUAUUUCCAGGAAGCUGCAGCAUAAAAACCUUGUGCGACUUUUGGGCGUUAUUCUCCAUAAGGGGCUUCAUAUCGUCACAGAGCUCAUGACAAAGGUACAUCAGUGCUAAACAGUUAUCAUAACAACCAGUAACAAUAUGAAAUAAUUUAGACGCAAUAUAUAUCUGUUUAUCACAAAUUCAAAAGGAUGUGAAAGAUAUUGGGUUAAAGCCUGUGGGGAUGCUACUUUAGAUGUGAAAACUAGUCAUUGGUGUGAGACCUCUGCAACUGAAAGUGCUUGACAAGAAAUGUGCAGAAGUCGAGGUGUAGAUGCUUUAUUUUAUUUUUUAGGGAUAAUUAAGUUUUCAAUCCUAUUUACCUGUAAGCAUCUAGAGUGAUCCGUAUCUGUUUACUCAUUAUAUCUUCUGUGGUGUGUAUGCUUUGAGAAGUAGAUGACCUUAAGACCAACAUGUGUGGGUUUUAUUGUACUAGAUGUUUCCAGAGUUACCUGCUAGUACAACAAGAAGUUAGUGAGCAAUGGUUCAUACUGAUGCUAAUGCAGCUUUAAAGAGUCAGAGUCCUCCUUCCUCUCCUAGUUAAAGACAUUAGGCACAGAGCCAGAAGUUCAUUGUGUUUGCAGGGUAUUGUUGAUGGUUAUUUACAACUAAAGGGGACUUUUAAAGGUUCUGUUCAACUAUUUUAGUGCAAGGUCAACACAUUUGCAGACAUACUGCAACACCAAAAAGUUGCCCUCCAGCUUCUACAGUGAGCUAAGAAUUAUGUUAUAUUACUAUGAGAGAAAUCUUCAAACCUCAUUUAAGUGUAAAUUUGUUUUCGUUUCGCAGGGAAACCUUGUUAACUUUCUGAGGACGAGGGGGCGCUCAGUAGUAGGCUUAGCCCAGCUCCUCCGCUUUGCCCUGUGAGUUCAAACUACAUACACAUUAUGCACACAACAGUCUACAGGGGGAAGUUACACCGUUAUUAUUUGUGUCUUUAGUGAUGUGUGUGAAGGGAUGGAGUACCUGGAAUCAAAGAAAUUGGUGCACAGAGAUUUGGCAGCCCGUAACGUGUUGGUGUCUGAUGACGUCACGGCUAAAGUCAGCGACUUUGGUUUGACCAAGUUGGACCCGAAAGUGGCAGAUAAUGUCAAACUGCCUGUCAAAUGGACCGCUCCUGAGGCCCUGAAAAAAGAGGUCAGUAUAUAUGUUUAUAUUUAUAUAUACAUUUUAUUACAUAUUCUUAAACCAAAAUUUUGUUGUUGUUUUUUAAGGUUUUUACAGAUUUAUUUUCCUUUUUUCUGUACUUUGGUUUUGUCUCCUGUUUUUCUUCACAUCCUGCUCUGACUCUAUAAUUGUAUAUCAUGACACCAUUUAGUGAUUUGAUUUAAGCUUAACACUCAUGUCAUCCUAAUACCCCUGUAAGGAGUUUAGCUUGUUAUGAAAUUAAUUAAAAUAAACCAGUAUUGAUGCCUAUUUAAAGCUACAAAGCUACCUUAACAAGACAAUGAGCACACUCAUCGGUUAUGUUGUUGUUCUUAACGUGUGAAACUGCUGCUGCCAGGUGUCAGACAAAGUGGUUCAAGGUUCAAGGUUACUUUAUUUAUACCUGUAGGUAGAUUAGAUCUACAGCGAUUGAGUCGGCCUCUCUUUAUACAGACAGACAGACAACAGACAACAAACAAAACAACGUAGGAUGAGACAUGAAGAUGUGACCAGAGUGCUCAGUAACAGAGUGAAUACGUCUCCUAAAAAUAGUCGAUGACUUUUGAGACGACAGACAAUUGAAUUUCACUUUGGGGAUCAAUAAAGUUAUUCUUAUUCUUCAAAGGAAAGUACACAAAGCCUCAGGUAAAUGCAAGAUGAAAUAAAAGUUUUCUACAACAACAGAUCAAGCUACGUGUUAGAAAGCAGAAAGAAAGCAGCAUGAGAUCUUUUUAAAACCACAAACACAUAUACAGGACAGACAAGUAAGAGGGACCCGAGUCAACACGAACCAAAAUUUCUGCACUGGAGCUUAAAGUAAAACUUGUGAUCAUUUAGAAGAGAUUUUAAUUGCUUGUAUGUACAUUUGUAUACAAGUAUAUAUAAAAGUACGUUUUAAUUUUGGCAUGCAUUUUCUCCCAUCUUGCAGAAAUUCUCCACAAAGUCUGAUGUUUGGAGCUAUGGUGUUCUUCUGUGGGAGAUCUUCUCUUAUGGCCGUCAACCUUACCCAAAGAUGGUAUGUAGCACAUUAACAAUUAUGUGUGUUUGUGUCAAUAUGAUAGGAUGGUGGAAUCAAAAGACAGUCAGUUACCAACAAAUUAGACUUAAAGUAACAGUUUGGUGUCAAGAUAUAUUCAGAGCGCCUGCACGCUGUUUCUUACCAAGAGAAAGGAGACCAAAUCAGUCUUCUGUCUUUUAGGUAAAUAUGUUCAGUCAGGGGACAGUUUGCUUAUCUUGUUUGAUCUUAGCUUAGCUUAGCUUAGCUUAGCAUGAAGCCUGGAAAUAGGGGUAGAAGUUAGGCUCUUUACAGGAAACAAAAUCUGCCUACUAGAACCUUUCAGUUCCACUAAGUUGUAUGUCUCCUCAUAAAUGUCAGAAAAAAGGAUCUUCUCAAAACAAGUUCUUCAAACAUGUAUUCUGUUUGUGACGUUGUGUUAGGACACUUGAUAAGAAUCUAACAAGUUAAAACACAGGAGAUAUUUUCUUUCCUAAUGCCUCUGAAACAGACAGGGGAGAUUUUCGAGCUCGUUAUGAAACUCUGUUUCCGUGCCAUGCCAUGAUCUGUGUCUCUAGUGGGUGGCACAGCGGAAAGCUGUCAGGCCCGGUGGUCAGAGUCGACACUGGGUCGUCAUCUUUGUAAGGACUUAACGUGUCUGAGCAGGAAACCACCUCAGGUUACUGACAUCAUGAAAGUGCGUCAGUGCGGAGAGAGGUUUAGCAGGCAGGAAAAACGCCUCCACUGUUCAUGUACAGUGUGAUUGGAAGAAUAGAAAUAAACUUAUUGUUCUAAGUAAUUAGCUAAUCCACUUUGAGAGAGGAAGAGACACUGUGCCAUACCUGUCCACGUCAGAUCAGGUGGGUGUCUGUUGUAACAGAGUUUGACGUCACAAGAAGCCGGAUCAUGUUGACACUAUGACAACCGCACUCUGUCUGAAAAGCAGAAACUAGGCUACUUAAACGCAGCUUGAGAUGUUACAGCAGACUCUCUCAGGUAAUCCCUGCUGAGGUGAUUUGUGUUUUGGCCGACGGGUCACUCAGGACAGGAGGAUCAGGCAGCAUUAAUCGAACGGACAAUUAGCCCCGCACUCAGGGCCUGCCUUUUGCACCUUUCAUCAGGUGGCAUCCAUUUAAAUGCAGAUGAUUACCUCCUAAUUACAGCCUAUUUAACACAUACGCAGCCUAAUUUAUGUGGGCCUGGUAAUUAGUUACCUGCUGGCAGACAGUGAACAGAGAGUCCAUGGCUGCAUUCAAAUCAGCACACUUCCAAAUUCUGUAUUUAUAAUUUUCUAAUUAUGAUCCAAUUUUACAACAAACUACAACAAAAUCUCACUUUCCAUAUCAUCGACUUUUGAUCCUGCCUCUCUCAUCUCUCUGGCUCCUGUAGUCUCUGAAUGAGGUGAAGGUUAAGGUGGAGGGGGGCUAUCGCAUGGAGGCUCCAGAAGACUGUCACCCCGAUGUUUACUCCCUGAUGAGGAUUUGCUGGGAGCAGGAACCGCGCAGAAGACCCACUUUCCACAAGCUGAGAGAGAAACUUGAGCGGGAGAUGGGUAAACUCAAUCUAGACCUUGGAUCUGAGUGUCGGGAGGGGAUCAGAUCUGGAUCUGGAUGCUGAUCUCGGUGUUGAUUCUUGGACCCUCAAUUUGUGGGAAUCCUUUUUCACGGAUGGGUUGCACCUUUGGUUUGGCAUGCAGCACACAAGAUGGCCUGGAAGGAAUAUCCUCAAAGACUGAAAGACAGGAGGAUUUGUGAAAUGUGGUCUGUACACAAAAACAUUUUACAAUGACCCCCCUGCCCCAACUCCAGGAGGCCUGUACCUUCCUUCUUCUCCCUCUUGAUGCACUCUUACAAUCUGCCUCUUAGUUGCUGGUGGACUAUUUGACACCCUUGGUGCUUUUACCAGCUGUGGUUACACACAUGCACUGCCAAAAGCUUAAGGACAUCAAAAAAUGGCCUGGAAAUAACUAAACAGGAGUUCACACAAAGGGCAGGGCCCCCCUGGCCCAUACUACCUGUGGAUUCACAGUUCUAUUUAUUGUCACACUCAUUUGCCUUCAAUAACUUUCAUUUGAAUUCGUCGGAUGAAACAAACCUGGAGCUACGUGACUGGACAUCAUGUGACAGCCAUGGGAAGGAGUUUUGAGAGGAUGCUAGUAAAAUGAAAACUGGGAUUUAUUUGAUCUGUGAAACACUGUAAACCCUCGAGACUGAGGGAACAGAUCGCUCCAGAAAACAGUGAAUUGUGCUGUUUUUUCUGCCUUAUGCCUUGGCUGCUUUAAUUCCUGUCUUGAAAACAAAGGUGCUUUUAUUUUGAAAAAACUCCAAGGGUACCUCUGGUUGAUCACAAAAUCACAGGAGUGAACGAAAGCAGUAAAAAGACCCAUGAACCCCUUAACCUGUUUGUUUGGUUGAAUGAAUGUACCACACUGAGGUCAGAUUACUUCUUUUCGUCUGUUGCGAUGGUCGCUGUGUCUGUGCCCUGGUUUGACCAACAGACAUGCAUACUUGACCAAUCAUCACGACCAGAGAGGGUCUGGGCUAGAUGACACCUGAAAAGAAGAAUUGUUGUUGGGACCAGCUUUUAUUUUAGCUCGGUAUAGCCAAUAAACUGCCAAAUGAGUGUUAAAAGUAUGUUUGUCCACCUAUGAGACAGUUAUCUUACUUUUUUAUCAGUUUGCCAUGGCUGUCCCUCAAUGACACAUCUUAAAGGCAGAGUUCACCAAACUUUUCGUCUGUGACAAAGUUCCAUCCCACAGUAUCAACGUCAUCUUUUGUUCAUGCUCUCAUUGGUCAAUGUCACUGACAUGAAGCACGAUGUUGGGGGCAGAAAGAAGAAUCAAUGAACAGUCAACAUGCUGGAUUCUCUGUUGAGAAGUCCUGAGGCAUCCCAGAUGUAGCCUUGAUCGUAGUUCGCGGUACACUACAUGAGCUAAAACAAUGUCAUAACCUCACCAGGUCACUCUUUCAAGAGCAGGUGUGGAGAAGGAGAGGUCACCCACUAGCUGAUAUAAUGUAGAUAGGUAUUGAUGAAAAAGUCCGAAAUUUUAAAUAGCCAAAAAUAUAGUUUGGGGGGGCAGUUCAGGUGUUAUAUAUAUAUAUAUGUCGAAAACACUUGCAGUGCAUCCUCAAGUACAAAAUCAUCUUUACAUCCCUGGCAUUUUGAGCCGACAUACAUGAUUCAAAGACAAUGACCCAAACAGCUUAAUCUGAGUAAAAUAAUGUUUUUGACUUUAAUGAGGUGCCAAACUAUGAACCUACACACAUAAUACACAGGCUUAUUAGUGAAAUCUGUCCACAUACUUAAUGUGUUGUUUGCUACACGCUAUUUCAAGUUUCCAUAACAAUUAAAAACCAACAAUAUUUCUUUUUAGCAAAAGAGUUUAUUUUCUUUGAUACCUUUUUGUGCCAUGGAUCUACUUGUCAUCAAAGUGACAAACCCUUUUAUUUUCAAGGAGCAUGUGAGAGAUGUUACCUUGGAUUUAACCUCAAAUUUAUGAUCUAACAUUGAUGCAGUGGACUUUUAGUAAAGAUACUGAGUGUUAUUGCUGGUUUACAGAAAGAAAAGACUUCAUGUAAAGAACCUGUAGAAGUAUUUUGUUUGCAUUUAGGGGGUUUGACAACACGUUUACGUUAAAUUGUCUGCAUACUGUAGGUUAAAUCUCACACAGCCAGGAAACUCUCUGACUUCAACAAAAGCCAGAGACCGAAGAGGAACUUUGGCAUGUAUUUAUUUGGAUUUAUGUGGGUUUUUUUUUCUUUUUAAGUUAUCCUCAAAAAACUUUUGUUAGUUCGUCUGUCACCCUGCUGGUCAGUGUACUUGAGGGAGGCUUUGAUUGGAUUCAUUCAUAUUUCAUUUGUUGUGUAAGACUAAAUCUAUGGGAAACACUGCUUUUAUUUCUACUUCUCUUUCUGUUUAUUUGGAUUCUGAGAUUAAAGGAGUGUCCUCCGAGGAUCUUUUCGGAUAUUGGUAGGAAGAAAAUGUUUUCUGAUUUCCUGAUCUGUGGGGAAAAGGUUUUUGACUGCAGAUGAUUGUUAAAUGUUUAUAUGAAAAUAGUGUAUUUAAGUUCAUGAAUCACUUAUUUCACUGUAUGUGAAUUCCAGCUGUUUUAUUUUUAAUUAUAAAUACAAUAAAAGUUAAUCUCUGAUAAAAAAUAGUGCAGAUUCAGUUCAAAAUGAACCCUUUUUUGGGCAGCUGUCACGUCAUGACACCAAAUUAAAGAUGUCAUUUGCUGUAAGUCUCUGUAAGCCUGGUAUUUGUCACUGUCCUGGGAGACCAACCUCAAAUUGAGGUUUGAUCCCUUGUUGGUCUCUUGUUAUCACACAGUGCAAGCAAAGGUCCUUUACGAUUUGUUCAAUCUGCUCUGUUUUCCCUUAAUGGGAUGAGCAGCAAUUUUCUCCACAAGGUUUUAUGAGGCAACCACAUGUUAGAUGAAAAAAAAUGGUCUUUUAAACAGGGGAGGAUGCCCCACUGAAAGUAUUUUUUUUUUCCCGGUGAUAAUCUGAAAUUUUGAAAGGUAACUUUGCAUCUGUAUCUCCUUAACCUCUUCAUUGCAAAAUCCAAAUUAACUCAUGUUUGAGUAAGAAACAGAUAACCCACAGAGCAGAAACCUGCAGGAAGCAUGUUUGUAGACUAUUUCUGUCUCACUUCAUAAUCUUGCCACCGUGUAUUUGUGAUUCUAAAUCCUUCCACAGCUAUGGCUUUAUUGAGGUUUUUAUGGUAAAACAGUGCACACAGAGGGGCAUCAAGCAGAAGUGCCUGCAAGGCCAAGUUCAAAACAUCUAACAAACUUUAACUUUUGGUCUACUUUUGGGUCAUGUUAGAAAGUUAUUGCUAUGGCAAAACACCUCUUAUAAUGGGGGCCUGAAAGGAAGUGCUUUCUCGGCUUCAGGGUAAAAAUGAAAAUGAAAAAUAAAACAUCUUUUUUAUCAGUACAGAAUCAGAAAUAAGUGACAUCUCUUGCUUGCUGUCAGCCAUAUCCCUCAUUUCAUUCUCCUCAGUUCAUACAUUUAGCCUCUACUUAUAGCCCCUUAAGAGCUUAUCAGUGGCUUGACACAGACACAAUGACCUGACAGCUGUUGCUUUAAGUAGUUACUCAAAAUAGGAAAGUUGCAGUCAGACGAUCAGCACUGUCCAUUGUUGUCAGAACAGUGAAUGUUUUCUCAUUUUUGCCAACACAGUCAGUCUUUCUUUAACAUGACUUCUAUUGAUUACUUGGUUGUAAAUCAUUUGGAUUCUCUUAGUAUAAAAGGACUUUGUCUUUGUCUGCUGAUGCUCUUCUGUUCAACAUCUUUGGGGGAUUUUUGCCUUCAGGCUGGUCUUGGAUGUUUUUGCCUUCUACUUUUAAACGAUUAAAGAAAGAAUUUAGCUCAAUAUGACAUCAACUUACAUUGUUUGUUUUUUUAUACGUAGGUGUAAAUAUCCUUGGAUUAAAGUUUGGUUUCUAGUCCAAUCAAUUUGCUUAGUUUGCUAGAACAACACAGAAAAGCACCAUGAUGUAAGUAAAUCAAUGUAAACAAAAACAAUCCUACAUGUGUCUGUUUCAGAAAACGGUCUCAUAGCCAUCCAAGAUUGUCCUCUCCACUCAGAGCCAACUCGGCACCUGACGGUCUCUAAACGUGCAGCAGUGUGAGUGGGGAUGUACUAAACUGGUUGCUAACGGGUUAAGUGGUUAAGUUGGUUAAGUUUAAGUAGAUCGUGAUCACAUCAGAAGGUCUAAGGCCAAGGGGAGAGAGGCAGUCUGGCUCCUUGAGCCAACACAGGUAUUAGACAUAAGAUGCUCUUCCUAGAAAACUGUAUCUCAGCAGCAGCUCAUGGGGUAUUUACUAUAAACUCUAAAAAAGCUGUUCAUCACCUCAGACAGCCAGACUUGUGCAUGUGCUGCAGGUUUGUUUCUUGUAAACAAGUAUGGCUUAUGGCGUCAUACUUUUGACACUAGUAUUUUUACUUCUGGGAGUUCAAAAAUUUUACCUCUAUAUUGAGUACUUUUGCGGAACAUUGCAGCUCAAAUAAAAUCUGUGUAACUUAAUGAGAUAGGUGCUACUUUUUCAAUAAUAUGGUUUCAGCACAGAUUAUGAAACUAAUUGUUCAUUGUUCCUUUAAAAAAAUCCUAAUUUCAGUACUGAUCCAGGAUCUGUCAAGUAUUUUAGAAAGUUAACUUUUUUAGGUUAAAAGAAACCCUGUUAUUUGUGGAACAUAAUAUAUUAACUGCUGGCCUUAUUUUUAUGUAUAAACAAGACAAUAACAUUUUGGUAAAAUACCGGGCAAUUUAACAUGAAAGUGAACAUUUUUCUUCCACUACUUACUGUUGAUGUUUCUUUUUUUCCUCAUUAAUUUAAAUCACCUG
This is a messenger RNA of Xyrichtys novacula (pearly razorfish), 13853 nucleotides long. NCBI's taxonomy places the organism in Eukaryota, Metazoa, Chordata, Actinopteri, Labriformes, Labridae. The record is from the annotation of a GenBank genome assembly.